Messenger RNA from Dreissena polymorpha, 1690 nucleotides. RefSeq lists its product as uncharacterized. The record is from RefSeq and is a predicted model, not a curated record. Bases 431 to 1357 code for a protein of 308 amino acids. NCBI's taxonomy places the organism in Eukaryota, Metazoa, Mollusca, Bivalvia, Myida, Dreissenidae. The transcript is spliced from 9 exons.
UAUUUUCAUUUACGUUGGUUACCGUCUAAUUUUAAACUAUCGUUACAUAUUUCAUUCGGUAUUCAUAUGAACAGUAUUUUUAUACUACGAUAAACAAGAAACAUGAAUAAUAAACGUAAUGUGUCGAACAAUAAAUUGAUGGAAAACGUUUCGUUUUAAAUUCUAUUAUACAUUUUAUGUUUUCAGUUUAGGCUAACGCUGUAAUUGCGUUUAAAGAAGAAUGUAUUGUAUUUUAUUUCGAAGUUAAUUCGUAAUUGCCCUAGAUUGUGCAUAUAAAAUUCAAGUGCUCGAUUUCAAGAUGGAAGUGGCGGUGUUAUCUUAAUAGUUAAUUAAUAGCGGAACAAAGUGCGAUAUGUACGUGGGAAGAUAAUUUAUAGGCCGCAAUUGAGUACGGUUUUACGCUGUUAGCUGGUGAUCAUGUUGGAGAUCAAUGGCCGUAACGCACGUUAUAUCGUUCGUAUGGCGAGGCACAUGGUUUGUUGGCAGUUGGGCAUUUCUCAUCAUAAGGGAUGUAGUCGGGCGGCUAUUUGGAAGAGAUCCGUAUACACAAUGUAAAGAGUUACAGAUGCGGGAAGACGAUUCAACGAAGGAGAUCGACACUUUAAGAAUGAAGAUCGAUGACCUUGAAGAGGAAAACGAAAAUUUGCGCAACAAGAUCGAUGACUUUUACAAGCGUAGUGCACACAUGAUGGAAAAGAGUGGGUCGCAGGAAAAUACAAACGAUGAACUUUCAAACACUCGGCUGGCGGACCGCUUUGAUGUUGCAUUGAAAGAGCAAUGGUUACAAUUAUGUGAAACACUCGCCAACACCUUUAACGAAAUUCAAUAUCUAACACAUCUAUCUGAAGUUAUGCAGUCAGUUUUCAAGCACUGUACGCAGAAAGUUGAAGAAACUGAGAAACAUCUGUUACAGAUUGCCAAAUAUGCCAAUGCAGACCAUAAAAAGGUACGACUCAACUUACGAGUUCUUCGAAAGCCACUAGGCCAGAAGCAGAGUACACGACACUGCGUAGUUCAGGAUAUAGUCGCUAAAGCCAAAGAAGAUGACAGGGUGAAUGAUUUAUUAACUGAGCACACUUUGCCUGAUGUCACGAUCAAAACAAUUGCCACAUUUAUGAAUGAUUUGGCGGACAUCUGCUGGCUGAUGUGUAUUGCGAAUCCACCUUUAAAACUGAACUUUGAUUUAAAAGGAGUUGAUUUCAAAUCUGUCAGCGAUAGAUUUGUUGAAUUCGCCUCCACUGGAGACGUCAAAUAUUCUGAUGGAAAACCUGGUGCAGUUUAUCUCGUUGCAUGGCCGUCAGUAGAACAUGAGGACAAUAGUGGGUUUUUGAAGAAAGGCGAAGUCAUUGUGUGUUGAAACAUCGAACACCUUGAAAUAUAAAGGUUUUACUGAUUGAAACAGUUUGAAUGUGUUCUUUUACAACAGCACGUAUUUUGUAACAAGUUUUAAACAUAUACACAUUAUAUAUGUAUAAAUAUAAAUAACAUUAUUUAAUUAUAGUUUAUUUCAUACUUUUUCUUAAUGCGUAAUGCUUGUUCCUUUAGCUUUGUAAAAUUAUUUGAUAUUUUUAAACCGUUUAUUAUUUGUGCUAUGAUUGUUAUUUUUGUGAUUAUGUAAAUUCUUAAUAUCCAAAUGUGACAUGUGAAUGUAAAUAGUUUUAACUCAAUAAACCAAGCUUAUUUUGCAAAA